AUGAGGCGGGGGAGUGGCUUGACCAUCGGCCUGCCGUUGGCGGCGGCGGCGGCGGCAAGCGCACCCCGCGCGCGCCGCCUGCGGUCGCUUGAGAACAACGUCGCUCGUGCGCUUGCCGAGGACCAGGCGCUUCUUGUGGACGGCAUCCUCGCGGCUUAUGAGGCGCUGGCGAGCCCCGGCACGCUGACGCGGUUAGAAGACCAGCGAUACUUUGCGCUGGACGCUGACAUGGCGGCACCGCCCAUGAGAGGUGGCGCGCGAAACCACGACGACGAUGCCCACCGUCGCACCAACGGCCAUGGGGCAUCGCCGGGGCUGCACGCACUGCGGCUUCUAAAUGAGGUGGAUGUGGCGAUUGCGUGGUGUGAGGGGAAGUCCGCAGUGACGGCGCGGCUGUUUCCCCCGGGGGUUUUGCUGCAGCGCACCCAGCGCGGACGCGCCUUAUCCUCUGAGGGGAGCGGCAGGGCUGUGCCGAAGGGAAUGCCGUUGUCUUCUGAACCGAUUUCCUCCAGCUGGCAGGAGGUGCAGGAAACAGAGCACUACGACGCAUUACAGGAAUACUGCGAUAAUCGGGACCCCAACAUUGAGAGUCGAAGUCUUGCAUGGCCAAACGAUAGACGACUCUCGUCGCCGUCGUAUGUGGCCCCACGCGGUGUACCCGAAGACGUGUACACCUCGCUGCCAUCAUUACCACUACCACCAGCGGCGGCAGUGGCAGCGGAAACAACAACAACAACAGGGACAGUGGUUCAAUCCUCAUUGAUUUCAACAGUGCGUGGAUCUCAGGGAGACAGCGUUGUAUGUAACAUGGGAUUCGAUAGGUGGACUGCUAGGCAGGUAGCAGCGCAGGCACACAUUGAUCAGAAGCGGCUGUGGCUGCUUCGAUGUGACGCAGAGGAGACGGUGAGACGGUACGCCCUCGCGGUGGAGGAGCGGGUGGGACGUGUCACGUUACUCGUUACUGCACGUGAGGAAAUAGCUGCAGGUUUGGAUGCAGAAACACGGGCACAGACUGUGGAACCGCCAAUGCUCUAUGAAAAGGAUCCAAGCGAGGCAAGAGUGUGGAUGCAGCGGCGGCUACAUGCUCAGGAGAUUCUUCUGACCCCCGUCGUCAGUGCUGUGAAGAAGGGAGAGGGAGAAUAUGAGGCUGCGUGCCAAGCGCAGCUGCAGGAGGCUGCGACGUGUCUUUUGCAGAAUGGGGAGAAAACGAUGACAGGAGCUUCGUCUCCUGUGAAAGAAACACGGAUGCCUCUCAGCGGUGCCUGCACGGCAGAGGUGGGGUGGGCAUCCUUCACAUACAGCCUCUUACGUGAGGCAGAGCAGUCGCAGCGAGUGCACCUCGAACGCGAGGCACAUCUCUCGUGGAAGCUUUUGUUAGCACAGUGGCAAACGGUGCUGAACCAUGUUAACGCUCGCUGCCUCCUUGCUGCUAAGGAAGGCCUCAUUCAUGCGAUGGCGGCUGGCAUUAAUGGUUCCGCCUCCACCCAGCCGAAGUCGAGCGCCCUCUGA
Trypanosoma rangeli is the source of this 1509-nucleotide messenger RNA. RefSeq lists its product as uncharacterized. The transcript has a single exon. Lineage: Eukaryota; Euglenozoa; Kinetoplastea; Trypanosomatida; Trypanosomatidae. Bases 1 to 1509 code for a protein of 502 amino acids. The record is from RefSeq and is a predicted model, not a curated record.